GGAUCUUUGGUUCUGUGUCCGAGCUGCGGCGGAGAGGAGGAGCAGGAGGAGCAGGAGGAGAGGAGGCGUGUGGUCGGGCCCGGGCCCGGUGGGGAGAGACGGAGAGGCGGCUGCACCAGGAGCGACAGCGCGUUGCUGAUGCAACCGGCUGGUGCACACACUGUCAAGUAAUUCACUUUAAAGAAAAUGUCAGUGAAUGACUGUGAAACGUCCACAGCCCCAAUGGAUUUGUAUGUGAAGGUGGCAGGGCAAGGAGACACAGUCCGAUUGCUGAAGUCAAACAAAGCACCAAAGGAUGAAAUUGAUGCUGCAGUAAAGGAACUGUUGGCAUUGAAGCUGAAUUAUGAAGCAUUGACUGGACAGGAAUACAAGGUUGGCGUGCCACCCACGAACUGCACCCCAACUAGCAGUGACAGCCCAGCUCCAGCAGAGGAUGAUGGUGACUAUGUAGACCCAUGGAACGUGCAGACAUCCAGUGCCAAGGGGGUGGACUACGACAAGUUGAUUGUUCGGUUUGGAAGUAGCAAAAUUGAUCAAGAGUUGAUCGAUCGAUUAGAACAACUCGCUGGUCAAAAGGCUCAUCACUUUCUUCGUCGAGGAAUCUUCUUUUCUCAUCGAGAUAUGCAGCAGAUCCUUGACGCCUUUGAAACAAAGAAAUCCUUUUACUUGUAUACUGGUCGGGGUCCUUCUUCAGAGGCCAUGCAUAUGGGUCAUCUUAUUCCAUUCAUCUUCACAAAGUGGCUGCAAGAUGUUUUCAAUGUACCUCUUGUAAUUCAGUUGACCGAUGAUGAGAAAUAUCUGUGGAAAGACAUAACGCUAGAACAAGCCUACAAAUAUGCGUUAGAGAAUACUAAAGACAUCAUUGCUUGUGGCUUUGAUGUGAAUAAAACCUUCAUCUUCUCCGAUCUGGAUUACAUGGGGCAAAGCCCAGGAUUCUAUCAAAAUGUGGUCAAAAUACAGAAACAUGUUACUUUUAAUCAAGUGAAGGGAAUCUUCGGCUUUGGAGAUAGUGACUGUAUAGGAAAGAUCAGUUUCCCUGCAAUACAGGCUGCUCCGUCGUUCAGCUCCUCAUUUCCACAAAUCUUUAAUGGAAGAAAGGAUAUUCAGUGUCUUAUUCCUUGUGCCAUUGACCAGGACCCUUAUUUUCGGAUGACACGAGAUGUUGCUCCAAGAAUUGGUUACUCUAAGCCAGCACUGUUGCACUCCAGCUUCUUCCCUGCACUACAAGGAGCACAGACGAAGAUGAGUGCCAGUGACCCUAACUCUUCCAUCUUCCUCACAGACACCCCAAAACAGAUCAAAACUAAGAUCAACAAGCAUGCUUUCUCAGGAGGUAAAGACACUAUUGAGGAGCAUCAGCGCCUUGGUGGCAAUUGGGAAGUGGAUGUAUCUUAUAUGUACUUGAGCUUUUUCCUAGAAGAUGAUGAGGCACUAGACAAGAUAAAACAGGAUUAUUCAAGUGGAAAACUACUCACUGGAGAACUGAAGAAAAUUCUGAUUCAAACACUGCAGCCGAUCAUAGCUGAACACCAAGCACGACGCAAGAAAGUGACUGAUGAAGAGGUGAAACAGUUCAUGACUCCUCGAAAACUGGCAUAUGACUUUUGAUGACAUGUUUCAAAAUUCACAAUAUAAAUGGAGAAUCAAGUUAUGGUUCAUUUGCUUAAAUCUUAACAUUAUGUUGAGGUUAUGUGUAUCAUGAUUAUGGGCAGAUAAUUCAUAAUAUAAAAAAAUGCCACUAAUUUAUAAACCUAUUAUUUCCGGCACAGUGGAGUUGAUUGUGAUCAAUCAUUCUCGUGGAACAUUAUUUACACAAUUUCACAUAAGCCCUUUCAAUAAUUUGCACUGAUUUCGAAUUCAGAAAAUCACAUGGGUCCCAACCUGAAACAUCGCCUAUCCAUGUUCUCCAAAGAUGCUGCCUGACCCGCUGAGUUACUCCAGCGGUCUGUGCCUUUUUCCGCAGAAAAUCACAAUUGCCUUUCUCCCUCACAGUAAAUGGUUAGUCAGAUUUUCUCGUCCAGAACUGCUCUGCUUCUGGCUAGUAUAAAGCAUUUUUUUUAAAAAACCAAGCAAGGUCGCUCCUUCAGAUUUUUUUUUAAAUUCAUGGCUUUGGAAAAGUUACAUGUAAGUGCACAAAAUACUGCAGAUCAGGCAGUAUCUCUGGAGAACAUGGAUAGGUGAUGUUUCGGGUCGGGACCCUUCUUCAGACUGAUUGUGGGGGAAGGUGGAGCUUUGGAAAUGGUCUUUGUGUGACAAGUUUCAUCAUCUGUAGCGUUUGUGAGCAGAUUGAUAAUAUGCCAUUAUUCAGUCUGAAGAAAGGUCUCAACCCGAAACAUCACCAAUUCCUUCUCUCCAGAGAUGCUGCUUGUCCCGCUGAGUUACUCCAGCAUUUUGUGUCUACCGGCCAUUAUUUCUCCUCUAUCCCAUUUAAGAAAAAAUGCUAUCAACUGUGGAUAAUAAAAAUCCCAUUCUUCUA
Messenger RNA from Leucoraja erinaceus (little skate), 2476 nucleotides. RefSeq names its product tryptophan--tRNA ligase, cytoplasmic (gene wars1). Gene Ontology annotation, cellular component: cytoplasm. The transcript is spliced from 11 exons. The record is from RefSeq and is a predicted model, not a curated record. Bases 187 to 1608 code for a protein of 473 amino acids. Gene Ontology annotation, molecular function: tryptophan-tRNA ligase activity; ATP binding. NCBI's taxonomy places the organism in Eukaryota, Metazoa, Chordata, Chondrichthyes, Rajiformes, Rajidae. Gene Ontology annotation, biological process: tryptophanyl-tRNA aminoacylation.